UGGAAACGUAAACGUGCGCGUGUGUGUGAGAGGCAGACCAUCAAGAGCCUUCCCUCCGCACUGCCGCGCUCAGCUACUACCCGCGCCCCUUGAGCCCUGUUGACCAGAGGGACUGAGGCGGACAAGCACCGGGAAGCUCGUGCGCAGGAGGGAAGGGGGCAGCGAUUUACUUUGGCAUCAUCAUCCUCGGACGCACUGCUUGUUUCCGGCAACAACGUGUAGACACACCGCUACCUACUAGCAGUAGCUGGUGGGCGGACCAAAAUCACUGAACUGACUGCUGUUUGGGGCCAGUCCUACCCUCUUCGUCCAGACCAUGGGGGAGAAGUCCGAGCGGCACAAACUGGCGAGCUUGAAGGCCCAGCCUGGAUCUCACCACCACUUCUCGAACGCUGAGACGUACCAGCUGGCGACGUUCAUUAACGCGCGUUUCGAGGACGAGCCGCUGCUGUCGACCAUCCUGCCGGUGGACGGCGCCAAGCCCGACGAGUUCUUCGGCGCCUGGGGGGACGGGCGGCUGCUGAUAUGCCUCGUUGACGCGGCCUGCGAAGGGGUGGUGGACCUCGACUUCAUGCGGCGAAAGGCGUCCAAGCCUCAGGGCGUGAGGUUGCGGCACCCGACAAUCCAGCACUUCGCGGUGCUGAACGAUGCGUUGCAAGGGUGCAAGAACAUCGACGGCUUGCGGCUCGGGUUCGUGGGGGCGGAAGACUUCGUUCAGGGUAACCGACCUGUCAUUUUGGGCGUCGGGUGGCAGCUGGUACGGCUAGCCAUCUUGCAAACCGCCAACGUCGACGAUCGGCCAGAGUUGUCAGAGCUAUUCACGCCAGAGGAGGCGGCGAAGAACAUGGGACAGGCGGGACAGGAAGAGCUCGUCCUUUCGCGUUGGUUCAAUCAGUUCCUUGGCGCCGUGGGAAGCGAGCGACAGGUGUGGAGCUUCGGCGCGGAGCUGGCGGACGGGGUGGCGUGGUGCACGCUCCUCAACGCGAUCGACCCAUCCGCGUGCCCCCCGCCCGACGAGCACGACGCGGAGGCGAACGCAGCCAGCGUCAUCGAGGCCGUGCACAAGAUGGAAGUCAAGGGGGUCUUCAUGACGAAGGAGGCGCUCUUGGAGUCGGACAAGAAGCAGAACGUAAUGUUCUGCGCCCAGCUCAUGAACGUCUUCCCGACCAUCCCGACCUACCUCCGCCCCCCGCCCACCUUCAAGAGCGGCGCUGGCGGCAGCUCCAAGCGCGGCAGCGGCAGGGCCCCGUUCUCCACCACCUACGACUCGCGCGGCGGCUCCGGCGCCUCCACGACGGACUCGAGCAUGUACACGAGCAGCCCGGCCGCCGCAGAUGCCGGCGGCGGCGGCGGCCGUGGGACCCCGCGGUAUGUGGGGUCGUCGUCCGCCCCCCCGCCGGCCCCCUCCCCCCCGAGGUCGCGCUGGAGCUUCGGGUUCACCGACAACACGGCAGGGAGGGUGCACAACUACAACAGCGACGACGAGGGAGAGUCGGGCCCCGGGUGCGGGCUCGGCUUCAGCAUCUUCGGCUGCAUCUCCCGGAACUAAUUAGAGUUUUUCGCAUGUGUUGGUUGGUUGGUUUGUUUGGCGGAAGGGAGGAAGGAAGGGAGUAGCUAUUUUGUGGUAGAUAAGUCGCACGCAGGUGGUAAUGCAUAGGUGUGUGUGGUGCGUGGUGUCUCGAGUUUGUUUUUCGAUUUAUUGGAAUGGAUGUGAUCUUCUUCAUAGGGCAGCUAUCGCUGGUUGCACGCGGUCUGGUGCUGGUUGCGUGUUUCCCCCCCCGCGACUAGUCUCGUUGUUGUGUUGAGUCGAUUAUACCCAAGAGAGGAACGUUAUUGUUUUUUUCGCGGCCCUCUUGGCCGAUUCUGAUGCCGAGGGUCAGUUUUUGUCCUUUUCUUGGUCGAGCUUUUUUAGCCCCCCGAAUGAUUGAGCACAUCAUGGUGCUGCUUUUUUGCUGCGGCAAGAAAACGCCGUAAUUACUUUUUGCUCAGAUACGGCGACGCUCUAUCGAUUCCCGGACGCGGAGGCACGCAUGGCUGGGGAAGGACAAGUGUCACGGCUAGAGUCGUUUCCCGUAGCAUAUCUGUGCAGUGUUUGAAUAUAGCUCGGAUAUUCUGCAUGUAUAUCGGGAGCGCGCGGGCGGACGGGCUGGCGGGGGGAGGUUGGGGUCCUCUACCUACUGCAGUAUUUUCUAUUUUCAUCUUGUGAAGGACUGUGUGUGCGAACGAACAGAGUUAGUUUCGGGUUGUGUCUAGAGACGUGUUUUUUCCCCAUCUCCUUAUCCCUCUAGCAAAUAUUUCUGGAUUUUUUUUCGGUGGCUUUUUUUUUUGUUUUUUUUUCCUUGAGGAACGUACGAUUUUCUUGUGUAUCUUUGUCGUCGUCGAGAACGACAGCGAUAGCGUCAUAAGAAAGCAGCCAAAGGCCUUGGCACCAUGCCUCCAAAGCUGUAUCGAAGGGCAAGACGGUUACUGCUGCCGUCCGUGUCCUCCCGGCGGUUGAUAGCGGCGGAACCGAUCGUACACGUUCUUUCUUCGCCUCUUGUUGGUUGCACCAGCGGGUUUUACCAUGUGGCCUCCUUCUCGCACCAUUUUCCCCUCACUCUCUUUCGGCAUGUAUUACGUGCCUGCCGCCGUGUUGUGUGUAGUGGCUGGCGUAUGCGCUGCUGUAGCGCCCGCCGUUUCUCGCGCGAGCGAGGGAGCGAGCGGGGGCGGGACUGCUGGUGUCUUGGCGAAUUGUGCGUAGUUUAUACGCCUCAAUUUAUGCAGUUUCUUCUGCGUAGGGGUUGUGUCGUCGUUUUUAGGUGUUCCUUGGUCGUUUUCAUUGUUCCACCGCGGCGCGGCUGUUGUCGAUGGCAUUUCGUCUCGAGGGGAGAGGAAACUCGGUGUGAAAACCUCGUAUGUAGUAGGCGCUGAGCCUUCCUGGCAACGGCUGCCUCCACGUCCGGCAGUUGAAAUAGCUGGGGGAACGCAAGAGGGGGUGACGGUUGCAACUUAUACAAUCGAUCUUUUGUUGUUGAGAAUUUUGUUAUUUUUUUUCGGUGUCGUCUGCCCAGGAGGAAUGGAUGCGCGUUCCCGCUCCGCAAUUGGAACCUAUUGUAUUAGGUAGCAAAUAAUAUGGCGGUCGACCGGAGUGCGACAGUGUUUGGGUGAGAGGGUAGCAUGUAGAUUGUGGCGUGCCGACACACCCAAAUAAGGGAAAUGAAGUUUCGAUAUUUUUCGUCACUUGCGUGCGGCAGAAGAUGUACCGUAGCUGCGCUGGUUGCCGCUGCUGCUGCCGCCUGUAGAAGGGUACGUUGCGGUAUUUUCCGCCACUUGUGUGGCCCAAUGUAGUGGUCCGUAGUAGUUCGUACUGGACAGCUUUUUGAUGCAAUACGUUGCCGUUUGUAGAAGGAUUCGCGCGGCGGUGAUGUUCUGGUGUCGGGGUUGAUCCUGCUGUGUAACGAGCACGUCGCUCGCCGCCUAUGGAUGGGUGCAGGUACAGUUGUGUAGUUCAUCGGGCGUGCUAAAUUCAUAUCAUUCGCGUUACCGUCGUGAGGGAGGAGAGUGAGAGAGCGGCCGUUGAACCUUUUGUAGAAAAAAGGUCGCCAAAGGGCAUGUCGUAUGUAUGUAUGUUAUCCGUUGCCACCACAGGAAGUUGUGUCAGUUGGUUGUGGGGACGGGGCUUCACCGUUGAUAUUUGCGCCGUACAGUGUUGUGUAGCACCCGCCGCAGCCCUUGAUGUUUAUGUUUCGGGUUGCCUGUUUGUCGAGUUGGGCAGAGAAAAAUAUUUUGUUUUCAGCGGCAAGUACGAGGUUGUGAAAGGCACUAAAUGCUUCUGUUGUUCUCAGCAGGGAAGAAGGGCGACUGUAGAAGAAUUGAAGUCAUCUUUCAGCUGAGUUUUGUCCGUAGAUGCAAAAAAUAGGUUCAAGAAAGUAAAUAUACCCCAAAAAUCCAAGUGGUUUGGUCACACGUCCACGCACACGU
Molecule: messenger RNA, 3960 nt
Organism: Ectocarpus sp. CCAP 1310/34
Lineage: Eukaryota; Phaeophyceae; Ectocarpales; Ectocarpaceae
Source: the annotation of a GenBank genome assembly